Molecule: messenger RNA, 519 nt
Organism: Melampsora larici-populina 98AG31
Lineage: Eukaryota; Fungi; Basidiomycota; Pucciniomycetes; Pucciniales; Melampsoraceae
Exons: 3
Coding region: 1-519 (172 amino acids)
Biological process (GO): Golgi vesicle transport
Cellular component (GO): membrane
Source: RefSeq, a predicted model, not a curated record
AUGUCAAAAGACCCAUACUUUGAAGUCAAAUCCACAAAAUCCGAACUGAAUGCCACUUUAUCAGGUUUAAUGGCCGAUUUAUUAGAAUUAAAUGAUACAGUCAACGUUUUAGAAGAAGAUUUCAAAACGGUUGGAAAAAGUAAAUUCGGUUUAAGUUUAGAUGAGAUUCGAAAGAGAAGAGUUUGGGUUGUUAAGUGUGAAGGAGAGUUGAAGAGGAUGUUGGAUGAGGUUAAUGAACCUUUGAAGUCUACUCUUGUUCAUCCACUUUCUAAAACUUAUUCGAAUGAAAACGAAGAAGAAGAAGAUCGAAACGCAAAAAAUGGAAAUGAAGAUGAUCUUGAAGCCUAUCAACAAGAACAAGAAUCUAUCAUUCUUCAUCAACAAGAUCAAACCUUAGGUACUAUCUCAGGUGUAGUAGGUGUUUUAAGGGAACAAGCUAGUUUGAUGGGUCGAGAACUCUUUGAUCAAACUCAGUUAAGAAUCAUUCCCCAAAACCUUUCAAAACAAACAUCAUUCUAA